AUGUUUGCCGCUGCCCUGAUAAGCGCCGUGCCCCUGCCCCGUGGCCAACGUGCACGGACAUCCGCGCCCGCGCCAGCGUCCGACAGUGUCUCCAACAACAGCGUUGCCGAUAACACCACCCUGCCUUCCGCGCCCUUCGGCACCUGCCCGCCCGAGCCCUUUGUGGCUGACAUCACAGCGUCGCAGCCUGAGUGCCUGGCCUGCUGCGGCCCGCUGCAGGAAACCAGUGCUUCCAGUGCUUGCGCGCCGUGCGUGCCCUUUGCCUGCUGCUCCCCGCUCCCCUGCCCCGCCUCCUUCAAGGAGUUCGACCAGCUGGUUGCUGGCGCUCCGUCAUACGACCGCCACGUCCGACCGCCACCGCACGACACGCCCACGGUGGUAGCGCUGCCGCUGGUGCCUCAGCAGAUAGGAGUGCUGGACACGCGGCAGCAACGGGUGACUGUGGAGCUCCAGGUCAGUUUCGCAUGGCAGGAUACGCGAUUGCGAUUUGACCCCUCGUGCCUCGUUGAGCGAGGCGCGUACACCUUCCUCGACCGGACGGUGAUCUGGCCGCCGAUGCUCCCCCUCUACGUAAUUCAGGCGGAGAGCUCGGGAGUGUGGGUACCGCCCGUGAUCGUGGACAACGCGCACCCGAAUGCCGAGGAGUUCCGCGCGCGCGACGAGCAGUUCUUCAUCUACAGCACCGGUGCCGUCUGGUACUCGUAUCGGGCCUCGUUUGACGUCAAGUGUGGCAUGGACUUCUCGGAGAUGCCCUGGGACACACAGGAGUGCUACGUGCGGCUGGUGGCGGCCGACGAACACUCGCGGAUGACGCUGGCGCUCGGGGACAUUGCUGGCGGCGACGCAGCCUAUUACGAGCGCAACGUGUACAACACGCCGCAGAUGCACCAUUUAAUGAGUUCGACUGAAUGGGAGUGCACCGAGAUCCGCGGGCGCAACGGCACCGGCCUCGCUGGUCGCCUCUUCGCUUCGAGCAAGGACUAUGUCGAGCUCGUCUUCACGUUUGAGCGGCGGAGCGCAUGGUAUGCCAACAACGUCGUGCGGCCGACCAUCCUGCUCGUGGCUAUCUCGUGGUUGUCCUUCUUCAUCUCACGCACGGCGGUGCCCGCCCGCGUCGCAAUGACGCUGAUUUGCUACCUCACGCUCUCCAACUUGAACAGCAUGGUCAGUGCGUCCUUGCCCAAGCUCUCGUACUACGUGCGCCUACUUGGCCUCAUGACCGCGUCGCAAGGUUUUGUCUUCUUUGCGAUUCUGGAGUAUGCCGUCGCCAACUGGCUAAUGCGGCUGGAGAAGCGCAUCGACGGCGCCGAGGAGAAGGCACGCGCCGAGGGAGCAGCUGCUGGCGUCGGCACGGCGGGCUCCGGCACAAAGCGCGAGCAAACGCUGCGACACCUUCCCCCCAGCAGCUUCCCGGCACUUUCAUGCCUGCAGCGUCUGAGCCCGCAGCGGUUGCUCGUGGGGACCAGCGGGCAGAUGCUCUUGCGCGACCAACACCUCGAUGUGGCUUCGAGGUGGCUGUACCCUAUCGUAUACGCAGUCGUGCUAGGUGUGUACUACGGGAGUUAG
Messenger RNA from Emiliania huxleyi CCMP1516, 1566 nucleotides. RefSeq lists its product as hypothetical. Gene Ontology annotation, molecular function: extracellular ligand-gated monoatomic ion channel activity; transmembrane signaling receptor activity; neurotransmitter receptor activity. The transcript is spliced from 2 exons. Gene Ontology annotation, biological process: chemical synaptic transmission; regulation of membrane potential; nervous system process. Gene Ontology annotation, cellular component: neuron projection; membrane; synapse. The coding region runs from base 1 to 1566 and encodes 521 amino acids. NCBI's taxonomy places the organism in Eukaryota, Haptophyta, Isochrysidales, Noelaerhabdaceae. The record is from RefSeq and is a predicted model, not a curated record.